AAAAAGGAACUUCAAAAGAGAGAGAAACUAUCUGUGUGGUGUUCUGAUACACUCCUGUCUCAAUAAAAGGUAUUUCAAAAGCAUAAAAUCUGUUUUACUGAGAACUCCAUGCAAACAGACGCACAUAAGAAAAGUCUGUCCUUCUUAACGAGAGAGAAGCUGUUCUACUCCAAGUGUGUUCAUCAACAUUCUGUUGUGAGAUUUUUUGCAAAUCGUCGAUGGUUUGACUUUUGAAAUCGUGUCAUCAUCUGCAAAAAAGGGAGUGACCUGAAGGAUAUACCCUUUUCCCACGUACUCACACACACGUUUAGCAUUUACGUAUGAAUUAAAAGUUGUAACCCAGAUGUAUAGGAUCUUUUUGCUCUUCUUCUUGAUAAUCACCUUGUCCUCCUACAGCGAUAGCUUUAUAUAUUUUAUUUUUUCAUUUUUGGGCUCGCUUAAUUUCUAUGCUGUUCCUGUAGCUCCUGUCCUGUGAAAAUAUUAAUUUUGGACAUUCAUACUUUUUUUACACAUGAGAAGUAUUGCGGGAUAAGCAUCUGAGCACCGUUCGAUACGAGCUGCACUAGCUGAACUACCUAUGAAAAACCGUACUUUCAUCUUUCAGAGCUCUUCGUUGUUCCUGAAGAGCGGUUUUUCGACUUCUGAAAUUGGAAAUUCGAGGCCACACAAUGGGAGGCGGCUUCAGCACAUCUAGAGGCGAAGGCGGUGACAGCCCGACUUCCUUAGGAGGCAGUAGGCGGAGAGGAUUGCCUGGACGCCCACGAUCAGUUCCGAGUAACAGGGCAGAAGGAGAGGCUAGUCCGGGAGGGAGGGGAGGGUAUUCUUCACUAUUUAGUUUUCAUAAUAGUUAAUGUCAGUACUUGGUGCUUAUUCAUCAUUGCUAAAACUAUUAAAUUAAUCUCCAGGCGAACAAGAUGAACAGAAAGAAAGGUUUUUCUAUUUACUGUAGUAUGUACUCUAUAAUGAUCUUGUUAGAUUGAUCUUCUCUUACCACAACUCCAACCUUACACAUUCAGUUCCCCCGGUGGCCGCGAAGGACGAAGUUCUCAUUGGUGCCAUCAGUGUAGUCGCGCCGUGAGGCUAAACACCAACAGCCUAUGCAGCGUUUGCGGUGGAGGCUUCGUUGAGGAGGUUGCCAACGACUCGGCGAUCCCUUUGCUUUCCGCUUUGCAAGCUGUUCAGCAGCUAAACCAGAUCCACGAGGAACAAGCGGCUGGCAGGUAUUUCUUGACGUUUCUAAGCCCUAAGCCCCCGUAGCCCGUAGAGCAUGACACAAGAUUCUAAGCCCCAGGCCCGUAAGCAGAGGUAUUGAUAGAGAGAUCCGAUGUCAUCAAUCUUUAGGAAAAGUAGCGUUUCAGUACUUAGAUGAAAAGUCAAGUGCUCGACGGAACAAAAAUUCAGACGCGGCGGCGCCGAUGAAACGGGCUUUAUCAUUCGUGGUGGCAAUAGACCGCAGGAGAUUAGGAUAGAAGUUUUGCUGCGGGAACUGCAAACUCAUCUUCGGAUGGCUGAGGGUAUGCGUACCGCAAUGCGAGAAUUGAUGCUGGAAGAAGACGUAGUAGAGCAAACGCAGUAUAAUCCGUCUCCAACUAAUGGAGUGCAGAUUGAUCCAUUGAAAGAAGAGAAAUGGCGGAACAUAAAAAUAACCAAAAUUUCGAGCGAAGGGGAGUACAAAGCUUGGCAGGUAUAGUACUUUGCUUACAAUUAUUUCUCGUACAACUACGCGAUGGAUGCUCAGUUCUUACUUUUGCUAGUUUUUAUUACCACUGAUAGUGCCGCUCGGUGAAGACAGAAAUUUUGAUGAGAAGAAUUCCUUUUCAAAACCUCAAUUCAAAUGCUCAAAAUGUUCUUUCAGCUCCAGCACCACAAUUCGGAAGCUAGAAAAAAAUUCCUUUUCAAAACCUCCAGCUCGAGCACCACAAUUCGGAAGCUAGACAGGAGGAGGCCUGCGCGAUCUGUUGCGGCGCUCUCUUCGAGGGUGAGCCUGUUGAAAUUUGCGAACUAAACGGUUGCCAUCACGAGUUCCACAGAGAUUGCUUGCAAGAGUGGUUCGCGCGUGCGAGUAGUUGUCCCAUUUGCCGUUGUGACUUGAACAAUGCCAAAGAAGAUCGAGAAUCAGAGUUCGUCGAGCCCCCUACGAAUCAGAGUUCUUCAUCUGCCAGAGAAGCUGGAGAUUCGAGUUCAUCACAGUCAAGAGGGAUAGCACAACUUACGGCUUGCGAAAAUAUUGUUAUCAGUGAAUGUUGAGUAGUUGUAGUUAGUAAUUAAAUAGAGUUUAUUUCGAGAAAUUAGAGAAGUCAGUGCAUCAGUUGUGGCCUCCGAUAUUUGUUUGUUUGUACCCCUACUUGCCGGGUACAUCAUCAUGAUAGUGAAAACUCUUCGUCUCUUCUAUCCAGGUGUUUCUCCUCCUCCCUAAUGGAAGAACAGACCGCGCUUCCCGUCGUGGUGCUUGGCAACGGCAACUAGGCAGCGAAGAGGACGUGGCGUCUUUAAGCAGUCUAUCGGAUCCAGAGUAUACGAGUAGUGGCGAGGGUCUACAUGCUUCCUCGACUGACGCAGCCCACUCGAUUCCUGAUGAAAUCACGCCUUCAGGAGUAGCAGUUCCACCCUCUAGUGCCGCGUCGAUGGUCACUGCGAGCCCCUCUACUUCGGCAGAUAUUAGUACGUAGCAGUUAUAAGGCGUGUCCUGGUCUUGUCUUGGUCAUGGGCUGGCUUUAUUCAUUCUGAGUAAGUCUACGACUCGGCGCCACAACUGCAGAGCCCCUGUUAAAUACAUCAUUACAGAGCUCCUGUUAAAAUGGGUGAUUAAGUUGAAGUUUUGGGAAGUUAGUCUGAAAUCCAGUGAAGAUUUACUUCAAAAUAGGAGUAUACGGAUAGAGCCACAUCUGGAAUGAAGAUAGUGGUCAUUUAGUGUACCUCGUCCCGUUACCCUUAUAAUGUCGACUCUUGAGAUCUAACCAGAUAAGUCUUUGCUUUAAAUCUAAUGACUGUAAUAGUUCUCCCCUAUCAUUCAAUUUUGUAAGAUGACAAUUCGGCAUGAUAAGACUACAAUAGACAUUAUGACACAUGUUGUUCCUGUACCUACCCUAUGAUCUUCAUACAAAGAUCAAGCAGCAUCCCAGGAAUUUUGUCUUUCGUAUAUCUACAGAGACGGAAAUCGGGGCUAUUAUUCCAUCCAAUAAGAUGAAGUGAAAACUUUAUGCUCCUUUGUCGCGACACUUGAAUAUUUAGUUCUCAUUCAGGUAAAGAUUUGCUUCCGCAUACGCGCCGCGCAUUCCCUAGUACAGGCCUCUCGCUGCGCCCCUCCAUACAACAGCUAACCCUACUACAUGACUGAUUGAUCACGAGCGAAGGAUCCCUUUCCCAUUGUUGAAGUUGUCAAACAAAAAGCGCCAGUAGAUCGUUUGCAGCCUGCUUGUGCUAAUUCAUCUGCCUAUCAUAGGAUGGACAUACUAGAAAAGUUAGAGUUCAAUCUAUUAUGGCACUUCAAUGGCCUCGAGCGCUCACCUCCUCAUAGGUGAGCCAACUCCUAUCCUAUCCUACGUUUUGUUGUAAUGUAGUAUCCCAAUCUUUUUAGAAGAAUCCAAAUCUAGUGAUUUUUUGAAAUCUUCUGUUCCUGGACUCAUUUGGAUUUAAGAUGGGACAAGAUAGAGUAUUCACAAGAAUAUUUCUAAUCUACGUUUUCUAAGUCGUGAUGCUACUAUUCUGUGUGGCGAAACUACUUAGUAAUUUCUGCCGAUCCGGUGCUUCAGCCGAGCCGUAGUAGAAGGAGGUUAAUGGACUCCACCCGUCGCCGGCAGGCACGCCGGAUAUCACUGGGAUUACCCUUUCGGCGAUCUUGGCAUACAAAAAUUACAGCAGCGCUGAGGCGGGAGCCCAUCUGAGUCGGAAUCUGUGCACUUUAUAGAAGAUCCCCAUCAACGUUUAGGCUGUGGUGCUUUCCUCCCCAUUCCGUCGACCUCUCGUAUUUGAUGAUUAUAUUUUGUAAAAUAUAAAGGUAAAGCUUGAAUGAGCUCAGCAACAUGCAUUGUCAUCUUCUGACAGAACUCAUCUACUCUUUUCAACAUGUGAUUGCAAAUCACAAUUGAGGAUGAUUGUAUGAAGAGCUGUGUCAUGAUCUGAGCGUGCUUAGACAGUGACUUACUCUUGACUCAGGCAAAUUUUCGAAAGGGCAUAUGAGUUAACUUUCUUCCCUUUACGUUGUAGUGAACUAU
Messenger RNA from Amoebophrya sp. A25, 4214 nucleotides. The record is from the annotation of a GenBank genome assembly. Lineage: Eukaryota; Dinophyceae; Syndiniales; Amoebophryaceae.